CUUUUGACCAGCAAAUUCAGGCAACAAUUCUAUUGAAUAUUAAUCUCAAGAGCCUCCUUUCCAAUGCAGUUCUUCUCCUCGCCACCGGAGGGCAGUAAAGCAUCACAGCGGCCGUUGUGUUUGAGGCCGGGGCUCUGCGAGCAAGUGUCAAACAUGGCUGCCUCCGUGAGGAAAGCGGCUCACGAUCUGGAAGCAAGAAAGCGCACUGAUGAUGUGCUGCUGUCCGAGGGGAUCGACUUCAAGUCCCUGCUCCUGUCCGAGGCCGUGUUAGAGGGGCUUUCUUCUGCCGGCUUUCAGAAGCCUUCGCCGAUCCAGCUGAAAGCGAUUCCACUCGGCCGCUGCGGUCUUGAUCUGAUCGUGCAGGCCAAGUCAGGGACUGGGAAGACAUGCGUGUUCUGCACCAUCGCUCUGGACUCUCUGAUCCUGGAGAAUACCGCCACACAGGUGCUGGUUCUGGCUCCCACACGAGAAAUCGCGGUGCAGAUCCACUCUGUGGUGAUGGCGAUGGGUUGCGCCAUGGCUGGCCUGGAGUCCCACGUUUUCAUCGGAGGCCGACCCAUCAGCCAGGAUAAAGUGCAUCUGAAGAAGUGCCACAUUGCCAUCGGGUCACCCGGUCGUAUCAAGCAGCUGAUUGAGCUGGGCGUGAUGUCCACCGCCAGCAUCAGACUGUUUGUUCUGGACGAGGCUGACAAGCUGCUGGAGGAGGGCAGCUUCCAAGAGCAGAUAAACUGGAUUUUUUCUUCGCUCCCGGUGAACAAACAGAUGCUGGCGCUGUCGGCGACCUACCCCGAAUAUCUGGCUCAGCAUCUCACCCGCUACAUGCGUGAGCCCACUUUUGUCAGGCUUAAUCCGAAAGACAUGGGUCUGAAAGGCUUGAAACAGUACUACAAGCUGGUUCCAUCACACUCCUUACCUCACAAGGUUUUUGAGGAGAAGGUGCAGGACUUGUUGGAGCUCUUCAGCAAAAUUCCAUUCAACCAGGCGCUGGUGUUUUCCAACCUUCAUUCGAGGGCUCAGCACCUGGCGGACAUCUUGUCCUCCAAGGGGUUACCUGCUGUUUGUAUCUCAGGUGGCCUGAGUCAGGACCAGCGACUGGAGGCCAUGUCCAAGCUGAAGCAGUACCAGUGCAGAGUUCUCAUCUCCACCGACCUGACAUCCAGAGGCAUCGAUGCCGAGAAGGUGAACCUGGUGAUAAACCUGGACGUGCCACAAGAUUGGGAAACAUACAUGCACCGGAUUGGACGAGCCGGCCGGUUUGGUACUCAGGGGCUGGCUGUUACCUACUGUUGCCAUGGCGAGGAGGAGAACAAGAUGAUGGCCAUCGCUCAGAAGUGUGACCUCAGCUUGUCUGCUCUCCCAUCAACUCUGGAUGCCAGUUUGAUGGAGGAACCUUGUGACUGGGACGUGUGUUCUGAAGCUUCCACUCCUGGAGCUCGAGCUCAACUCUUCUCAAAGGCAGAGAAGAGUCGGCGGACUAAACCCGGCAAGCCCGAACCCACUGCCAACAAGGACGCUGAUCAGAGUGGUCGGAAACUCUCCAAGAAGGGCCAGGCAGUCCCCAAACCAGACUCUGGGGCACCUCCAAGAGCAUCUCCAGUCCAGGAAGUGGUCCUGGAUCGACCUCCUCAAGCCACGCUGACGCGUGAGGAACUUCAGGAAGAGCUUCCAAAGAUCCCUCCCCUCAGCUCCUUUAAGAAGUCAGCAGUGGCGUUCAUGACCUUGCAGGAGGCUGAGAAGGACUUCCAGACUUUCAUAAGGUCAGGGUUAGGGAGGUCAGUGGAGGUCAUCAGGGACUUCAGAGGUUCUGGGGACGGCAACGACGGACACAAAGAGUUGAUAACGCUGCAUGACGAUGGCACGCAGGUAGUUUCACUUCGAUCAAGGUCACCUGCUCAAUCUUCAAGUUCUGAGUCUGACAUGGAGGCAGAGCAGCAGGAUGAUGGGACACCAGACGUGGUCCCUCACCUGCCCAAAGGUUUCAGAACCACCCCUGUUAAAGUGGAACCAGAGGCUUCUUAUAAAAUAAAUCCACAAAACCAGACCCCAAAAACAAGAUCUCUGCCUCCUCAGCAUCAUGAGCCAAGGUCCAAACCAGACUCUCGAGGUGAAGCUCGGACCCGAGGGCAAGCUGGCAGAACCAAAAAUGAAAGUAUUGGGAAAGGGACGAAAAAGAUUUCGGAGAAGCUUGAGCGUGUGUGUGAACCUGAGGAUGAUGAUGAUGAUGAUGAUGAAGAAGAGUGGGAUGCUGAAAGCUACUGGAGAGCUUGUUACCAAGCGUGGAACGACUACUAUGCUUCAAUGUCUCCCUUCCAGAGCUACUAUCACAGCACACACAGCUGGAUGGCUGCUUAUCGGAUGAAUGCAGUCUAUAUGGAGGAACUCCUCAAAGACUAACCCUCAGACUGCAACUGAAGAAUGGCACUUGUUUGGUGAUGGGGCUCCGUGCAGGAUUACUUUUUGAAUAAAGCACUUCAAACAGCAAUUUCACUCGAAUUUGACUUGAAUUUUAAGAAAUAUUGAGAUAAAUAUUGUUGCGGACAACUUCAAGCUAACAGCUACCAUCACUUUCAAAAGUUUUCUGUGGGUUUUAGCAUGUGGAAGUUACUAUUUUUCGAAUUGUGCUUGAAGGUGUCUGGAUGAAUCCAACUCUCCAAAUGUCAAAAUAAGAUAAGAAAUCUUAUUCACCCAGUCU
Synchiropus splendidus (mandarinfish) is the source of this 2692-nucleotide messenger RNA. RefSeq names its product DEAD (Asp-Glu-Ala-Asp) box polypeptide 20 (gene ddx20). Gene Ontology annotation, cellular component: SMN complex. Gene Ontology annotation, molecular function: ATP binding; RNA binding; RNA helicase activity. The transcript has 11 exons. Bases 64 to 2394 code for a protein of 776 amino acids. The record is from RefSeq and is a predicted model, not a curated record. Gene Ontology annotation, biological process: spliceosomal snRNP assembly. Lineage: Eukaryota; Metazoa; Chordata; Actinopteri; Syngnathiformes; Callionymidae.